Molecule: messenger RNA, 1518 nt
Organism: Penicillium coprophilum
Lineage: Eukaryota; Fungi; Ascomycota; Eurotiomycetes; Eurotiales; Aspergillaceae
Exons: 2
Coding region: 1-1518 (505 amino acids)
Source: RefSeq, a predicted model, not a curated record
AUGGCAGUAUCAGACGAUAGUCGAGAUAACUCGCCUGUGACCUACGAGCCCGUGGUUCCUACGGAUCUCACCCGUGGCUCUUAUCACAGUGCAAUGGGCCCUCUACCACAGCACACCGUGCGAGAGACUCGCAGUGGUUCUGAUACGAGCAAUGCCUCGCUCAAGAGUCCGCGCACUGCUCGAUUCGCUGAGGCCACAUCAAUCCACUCUCCCAUCGAUCGCACAGAAGCUGGACGAUCACCUUUCGCCGAUCCUCCCAAGACUCAGACAACGGGAGAUGUUGGAGAUGUGGGAUUCGGUUACGUGGCAGCGAACAGUGCUGCUCAGCAUGCGGAUGACCAGGUGCCAAUGUCACCUUUCCGACCUGACCUGAAGGUACCGCAGACUGCCAAGUCAUUGAACCCGCUCAGUCCAACUUUCCGUGAGGAAUACAUGCUUGAGAAGCAAGAAAAGAAGGCCGAAGUCGAGAAUGCCCGAGACCUGAGAAUCAAACUCCGCGUUCGGAUCGCCAAGGUCUUCCUACGUUUUGUCAACUUCGGCUGCAGUCUGAUUGUGUUGUCUCUGCUAGCCGUGACAUUGACUGUCUUCAACGCAACUAAACACCUCCCCACUCGUAACAACCUUCCUGCCUGGGCAGAGGGCACCAACCCUUGGGCUCAAUACCUUCUUCUGGGCAUGGCUUGCGUUUCCUUGGUCGCUUGUCUACUCGUCUUCUAUGCCUACCGAAAGGGUGGACACGGACGCGCCGAAAAAGCCGCCGUCUACUACACCGGCUUCUCGAUCGCCUUUUUUGCCGUGAACCUGAUCAUGUGGAUCGUCGGCGCAGCAGUCUACCAGCACUCCAAGGCCACAGGAAACAACAAAGACAUGUGGGGAUGGUCCUGUGUGCAGAACACCCGCGAACAGAUCUACCACAACAGCGUCGACUAUGCUCUCCUCUGUCGUCUACAAGACUGGGGCCUGGUCUGCGCCAUCAUCGAAGUCGUCAUUGAAGUCCUAGUCAUCCUGAUCUACGUCGUAGUCUUCUACCGUGUCUGGAGUAAGCGCAAGCUGAUGAAGUCCAUGGACACCCGCGACAACGCCCGUUCAGAUCUAUACCUCGCCCAGCUGCGUCUGCAAUCCGCCCCCAACACCCCCGGCUUCGCAGGCUUCACUUCCUAUCCUCCCAAGAGCCCCUUCUACGCCGCCGGUCCCGUGGACCCCUACUCGAGCGCCGAAAAGGGCAUGGCUCAACCCCAGGUUACCCAGUAUGCCUCGCCGCGUUCGCCUACCCGCCCUACCCCAUCCUUCCAGCUCCAGCCCCCUCCUAUCAAGGUCCAACAGGCAACCCCUCAAUCUGCACAAGAGGAGUUUGCUCCUCCUGCUCGUUACUCACCGCCGCCUCCUCACAGUCAGCGCCAGAGUCAGCCUGUGAGUAGAGGUAGUGCUCCCGGUGAGCGCACUUACGACUCCGUGCCGAUUCCUGGAGCUUAUCAAAGUCCCAUGGUGCCGGUGUUCCCACCCCCUGUACGCAAGUAA